Messenger RNA from Pogoniulus pusillus (Red-fronted tinkerbird), 11260 nucleotides. It is a transcript of the gene TTC28, whose product is annotated as tetratricopeptide repeat domain 28. Gene Ontology annotation, molecular function: protein binding. NCBI's taxonomy places the organism in Eukaryota, Metazoa, Chordata, Aves, Piciformes, Lybiidae. The transcript has 21 exons. The record is from RefSeq and is a predicted model, not a curated record. Bases 321 to 7382 code for a protein of 2353 amino acids.
GGCCAGGGCUGGGUGCACACUCGGCGCAGGGCGGCCGUGCACGAUGUGCCCGGGAGCUGCAGCUCCCUGCGGGCCGCGGGCGUGAGGCGGUGCUGGCGGGGCGCGGCGGAGCGCAGCGGCGGGGCUGGCUGCCGCCGGCUGGGGACAGCCCCGCUCCUAUGGCCCGCUCGGUGGGGCCGGCUCCUCUCCCGCGGGCGCGGCGGGGCGCGGCGCGGGCCUGGCAGCGGGGCUGGGCAGCAUGACCGCCAGCUGCCACCCCGCUGCGCUCGCCGCCAGCACCCAAGCGCGACCUUGAUGCUCCGCGUUCCCGCUCUACAAAUAUGAUGAAAUGGCAGCCCCGGAAGAAGGCAUACUUCCGACAGGGUGUGGCCCUGCAGUACCUGGGACGCCAUGCAGAUGCGCUGGCAGCCUUUGCCUCGGGACUGGCUCAGGAUCCCAAGAGUCUUCAGCUUCUGGUUGGCAUGGUCGAGGCCGCCAUGAAGUCUCCCAUGCGAGAGUCCCUGGAGCCCACCUAUCAACAACUGCAGAAGAUGAAGCUAGACAAGAGCCCUUUUGUUGUGGUGUCUGUGAUCGGCCAGGAACUUCUGACUGCAGGCCACCACGGGGCCUCUGUGGUGGUGCUAGAGGCUGCCCUGAAGAUCGGCACCUGCAGCCUGAAGCUGCGGGGAUCGGUGUUCUCUGCCCUGAGCAGCGCCUACUGGUCCCUCGGGAACACAGAGAAAAGCACUGGAUACAUGCAGCAGGACUUGGAUGUAGCCAAGUCUUUAGGUGACCAGACGGGAGAAUGCCGAGCUCACGGGAACCUGGGCUCCGCAUUCUUCUCCAAAGGAAACUACCGGGAGGCCCUGACCAACCACAGACACCAGCUGGUGCUGGCCAUGAAACUCAAGGACAGAGAGGCAGCAUCCUCAGCACUGAGCAGUCUGGGCCACGUGUACACAGCUAUUGGGGACUACCCAAACGCAUUGGCUAGCCACAAGCAGUGUGUCCUCCUCGCAAAGCAGUCCAAAGAUGAGCUCUCUGAGGCACGGGAGCUGGGCAACAUGGGAGCAGUGUACAUUGCAAUGGGGGACUUUGAAAACGCAGUGCAGUGCCACGAGCAGCACCUUAAGAUCGCCAAGGAGCUGGGGAACAAGCGGGAGGAAGCUCGAGCCUACAGCAACCUGGGCAGCGCCUACCACUACCGCAGGAACUUCGACAAAGCCAUGUCCUACCACAACUAUGUGCUGGAGUUGGCUCAGGAGCUGGCUGAGAAGGCCAUUGAGAUGCGAGCUUAUGCUGGCUUGGGCCACGCAGCUAGGUGUAUGCAGGACCUGGAGAGAGCUAAGCAGUACCAUGAAGAACAGUUGCACAUCGCUGAGAGCCUGCAGGACCGAGCUGCUGAAGGCAGAGCCUCCUCCAAUCUAGGAAUCAUUCACCAGAUGAAAGGCGACUACGACACGGCGCUGCGGCUGCACAAGACGCACCUGUCCAUAGCUCAGGAGCUGAGCGACUACGCGGCCCAGGGCCGUGCCUACGGCAACAUGGGCAACGCUUACAACGCCCUGGGCAUGUACGACCAGGCUGUCAAGUACCACCGGCAGGAGCUGCAGAUCUCCAUGGAAGUCAACGACCGCGCCUCGCAGGCGUCUACGCACGGGAACCUGGCGGUGGCCUACCAGGCGCUGGGUGCCCACGACCGCGCUCUGCAGCACUACCAGAAUCACCUCAACAUCGCCCGCGAGCUGCGCGACAUCCAGAGCGAAGCGCGGGCCCUCAGCAACCUGGGCAACUUCCACUGCUCGCGCGGAGAGUACGCGCAGGCAGCCCCCUACUACGAGCAGUACCUGCGCCUCUCGCCGGAGCUGCAGGACAUGGAAGGGGAGGGGAAGGUUUGCCAUAACCUUGGCUAUGCCCACUACUGCCUCGGGAACUAUGAGGAAGCUGUCAAGUACUACGAGCAGGACCUUGCCUUAGCGAAGGAUCUUCACGACAAGCUGAGCCAAGCCAAAGCCUACUGCAACCUGGGCUUGGCCUUCAAAGCCUUGAUGGACUUCAACAAAGCAGAGGAGUGUCAAAAGUACUUGUUGUCACUGGCCCAAUCUCUGAACAAUUCCCAGGCCAAAUUUCGAGCUCUGGGAAACUUGGGGGAUAUUUUUGUCUGUAAAAAAGACGUAAAUGGUGCAAUAAAGUUUUAUGAGCAGCAGUUGAGCUUAGCCCAUCAUGUUAAAGACAGGAGACUGGAAGCCAGUGCCUACGCAGCCUUGGGCUCUGCAUACAGAAUGAUCCAGAAGUGUGACAAGGCUCUGGGUUACCACACGCAGGAGCUGGAGGUGUACCAGGAGCUGGGAGAUCUGCCGGGUGAGUGCCGAGCGCACGGGCACCUCGCCGCAGUGUACAUGGCGCUUGGGAAGUACACCAUGGCUUUCAAGUGUUACGAAGAGCAGCUGGAGCUCGGGCAGAAGCUGAAGGACCCCAGCAUAGAAGCCCAAGUCUACGGUAACAUGGGCAUUACCAAGAUGAACAUGAAUGUCAUGGAGGAAGCUAUUGGCUAUUUCGAGCAGCAGCUGGCCAUGCUGCAGCAGCUCAGCGGAAACGAAUCUGUGCUAGAUCGGGGCCGAGCGUAUGGGAACCUGGGAGAUUGUUACGAGGCUCUGGGAGACUUUGAGGAAGCUAUAAAGUAUUAUGAGCAGUACCUGUCUGUGGCACAGAGCUUGAACCGUAUGCAAGACCAGGCAAAGGCCUACCGGGGCUUGGGCAACGGGCACAGGGCUAUGGGGAGUUUGCAGCAGGCUCUGGUGUGCUUCGAGAAGCGGCUUGUGGUGGCACAUGAGCUGGGGGAGGCAUUUAACAAGGCCCAGGCCUACGGGGAGCUGGGCAGCCUGCACAGCCAGCUGGGCAACUACGAGCAGGCCAUUUCUUGCCUGGAGCGCCAGCUGAACAUCGCCCGGGAGAUGAAGGACCGAGCGCUGGAGAGCGACGCUGCCUGCGGCCUCGGCGGCGUCUACCAGCAGAUGGGCGAGUACGACACGGCCCUGCAGUACCACCAGCUGGACCUGCAGAUUGCCGAGGAGACCAACAACCCCACCUGCCAAGGCAGGGCCUACGGCAACCUGGGCCUGACCUACGAGUCCUUGGGCACCUACGAGAGGGCAGUGGUCUAUCAGGAGCAGCACCUCAGCAUUGCGGCACAGAUGAACGACCUCGUAGCCAAAACCAUGUCCUACAGCAGCCUGGGGAGGACUCAUCAUGCCUUGCAGAACUACUCUCAGGCUGUGAUGUACCUGCAAGAAGGAUUGAGGCUGGCAGAGCAGCUGGGACGCAGAGAAGACGAAGCCAAAAUCCGCCACGGCCUUGGUCUCUCCCUCUGGGCGAGUGGGAAUUUGGAGGAGGCUCAGCACCAGCUGUACCGGGCCUCAGCACUGUUUGAAACCAUCCGCCACGAGGUGCAGCUGAGCACAGACUACAAACUGUCUCUCUUUGACCUGCAAACAUCUUCCUACCAGGCCCUGCAGCGAGUACUUGUCAGUCUCGGUCACCACGAUGAGGCAUUGGCAGUAGCAGAGAGAGGACGAACGAGGGCAUUUGCUGAUCUGCUUGUGGAACGUCAGACUGGGCAGCAGGACUCUGAUCCCUAUUCUCCAGUUACCAUUGACCAGGUCCUGGAGACAGUGAAUGGCCAAAGGGGGCUUGUUCUCUACUACUCACUGGCUGCAGGUUAUCUGUACAGCUGGCUGCUGGCUCCUGGGGCAGGGAUUCUGAAGUUCCACGAGCAUUAUCUGGGUGACAGCCUGACAGAGAAUGCUGGGGACUUCCAGGAAGCCAGCAGCGGGAGCCUGCAGACAAUGACCAACUCGGCACUGGAGCAGUUCAUCGCCAGCGUGCGCGAGGCGCUGGGGGUGGACUCCUACUACACCCGAGCCUGUGCCAGCAGCGAGACCGAGAGUGAAGCUGGGGAUAUCAUGGACCAGCAGUUUGAGGAGAUUAAUAACAAGCUGAACUCAAUGACUGACCCAACUGGCUUCCUGAGGAUGGUCAGCAGGAACAACCUCUUGAACAGGAGCUGUCAGAGCAUGACCAGUCUGUUCAGCAGUACCAUGUCUCCUGUUAAGGAUGGAACAUCAUCUCUUCCAAGGAGGCAGACUUCCUUCACCAAGCCCCCGCUCCGUGCGCUCUACGACUUACUGAUAGGACCUAUGGAAGGAGGUCUGAUGCAUUCCAGUGGGCCUGUUGGCCGCCACCGCCAGCUGAUCCUGGUUCUGGAGGGAGAACUGUACCUCAUUCCUUUCGCUCUCCUGAAGGGCAGUUCCUCCAACGAGUACCUCUACGAGCGCUUCAGCCUCAUUGCAGUGCCAUCCAUCCAGUCGCUGAACCCCAGCUCCAAGUCCCAAGCAAAGAAGAAUACUCCUGCUUACUCCAGUUCUACCUCAAUGGCAGCUGUAAUAGGAAAUCCCAAGCUCCCUCCAGCAGUUAUGGACAGGUGGCUCUGGGGGCCUAUGCCCUCUGCAGAAGAGGAAGCGUACAUGGUAUCUGAGUUACUUGGCUGCCAGCCUUUAGCUGGCAGUGCAGCAACAAAAGAGAGGGUCAUGAGUGCCCUCACUCAGGCAGAAUGUGUCCAUUUUGCAACCCACGUCUCCUGGAAACUGGCUGCUUUGGUCCUGACGCCCAACACUGACAGCAAUCCAGCCAGCAGCAAGAGUUCUUUUGGGAACCCCUACACAAUCCCAGAAUCCCUUCGAAUGCAGGAUGAUGCCAGUGAUGUGGAGAGCAUCUCAGACUGCCCUCCUCUUCAGGAGUUCCUGCUCACAGCAGCUGAUGUCCUGGAUCUGCGGCUUCCUGUCAAAUUAGUAGUUCUUGGCUCUUACCAGGAAUCCAACAGCAAAGUCACUGCUGAUGGAGUCAUUGGCUUGACAAGAGCCUUCCUGGCUGCUGGGGCUCAGUGUGUCCUCGUGUCCCUCUGGCCUGUUCCUGUGGCUGCUUCCAAGAUGUUUGUUCAUGCUUUCUAUUCCUCUCUCUUAAAUGGGAUGAAGGCCAGUGCAGCCCUUGGAGAAGCAAUGAAAACUGUACAGAGCAGCAAGCAGUUCUCCCAUCCAUCCAACUGGGCAGGCUUCAUGCUUAUUGGGAGUGAUAUGAAGUUGAACAGCCCUUCCUCCCUGGUGGGACAGGCCCUGACUGAGAUUCUGCAGCACCCUGAAAGGGCUCGAGAUGCUCUGCGUGUCCUACUGCAUCUGGUGGAGAAGUCGUUGCAGCGGAUCCAGAAUGGGCAGCACAACUCCAUGUACACCUCCCAGCAAAGCGUGGAGAACAAAGUUGGUGGCAUCCCAGGCUGGCAAGCACUGCUGACUGCGGUGGGCUUUCGGCUGGACCCUCCGGCCAGCGGCCUGCCGGCAGCGGUGUUCUUCCCAACCGCCGACCCCGGCGAGCGGCUGCAGCAGUGCAGCACCACCAUCCAGUCCCUCCUGGGUUUGCCGAACCCUGCACUUCAGGCACUUUGUAAACUUAUCACAGCUUCAGAAACAGGAGAACAGCUUAUCAACAGGCUCCAUCAAGUCCUGGUUCAACUUCAGGCAGGUGAGAAGGAGCAAGAUUUCUCUUCUGCACCAAUCCAGGUUUCCAUCAGUGUCCAGCUCUGGAGGCUGCCUGGCUGUCAUGAGUUUCUGGCAGCUCUAGGUUUUGACCUUUGUGAAGUUGGCCAAGAAGAGGUGAUUCUGAAAACUGGAAAACAAGCUAAUAGGAGGACCAUGCACUUUGCUCUACAAUCCUUGCUGGCACUUUUUGAUUCUACAGAGCUGCCUAAGCGCCUCAGCCUGGACAGUUCUUCAUCCCUAGAGUCACUGGCUUCUGCUCAGUCUAUUUCCAACCCUGCACCCCAGUACCAGAACCCUCCAUUCUCUCCUCCUUGUCCAGACAGCAUUGCAUCAGAUGCCAUUUCUGUGUAUAGCCUGAGCUCCAUUGCUUCCUCCAUGAGCUUUGUUUCCAAGCCAGAGAACAUGCCAGAUGGUGUGGGACACAGAGGACGCCAGGACUACGAGAGGCCCAAGAACGUCUAUCCACACAGGUCUGCAGUACAGAGCCAGUUGUCACCACAGGCCAGCACUGCAGCCAGCAAAGAUGAGGAAGAGUAUGAAGGGUUUUCUAUAAUCAGCAAUGAGCCUCUGGCCAGUUACCAGGAAAACAUAAAGCCAAGAUUUUCUCCUGAUCACAAACAGACCAGAACUGGUCAGACCGGAGGCACUAAAGAGUCUGUCAACCCCAAAAGGAGUGUAAGUACCCCAAAUUCUCCUGUUAAAAUGACUCUUAUUCCCAGUCCAAAUUCACCUUUCCAGAAAGUUGGGAAACUUGCAAGUUCUGAUACUGGGGAAUCUGACCAGUCUAGCACUGAGACUGACAGCACUGUCAAAUCCCAGGAGGACAGUAAUCCAAAGCUCGAUCCACAAGAGCUGGCCCAAAAGAUUCUGGAGGAAACUCAGAGUCACCUCCUUGCUGUCGAACGUCUUCAGAGAAGCAGCAGCCAAAUAAGCAAGAGCAGCAAGUCAGACGAUGGAGCCUCCACCCCCACGGGUGUGUCUGCAUUUAGAUCUUCAGAGACCAGUGCAUUCAGCCGCCCGGUCAGCUCCAGUCAGAAGAAUCAGUCUUCACCUCUUGCGAUUAAACCAAAGCCUCCAACAAGGAGCUCAUCCCUGCAGAAGGUGAGCUCUGGCUAUAACAGCCCUACCACGUCGGAGAUGUCCAACAAAGAAGGCACAGGCCAGUACAGUGGGCGGCCGUCUCCAAGUUGUGAUUCGCAUGGGUCCUUAAGCGAGCAGCCUCACUUUAAGCUCAAGUACCCCAGCUCUCCCUACAGCGCCCACAUUUCCAAAUCACCCAGAAAUAACUCGCCAAGCUCAGGGCAUCAGUCUCCUGGUGGCAGCACUCCGUCUCCUGCUCUUUCUUACUCCUCAGCUGGUUCUGCUCGCUCAAGUCCAGCUGAUGCCCCAGACAUAGACAAAUUAAAAAUGGCUGCCAUCGAUGAGAAAGUGCAAGCAAUUCACAACUUAAAGAUGUUCUGGCAAAGCAGUCCCCAUCACUCCCCUGGCCCCAUAAAGAUUCUCCGAGGAGCUCCUGGAACAAUGACUUCGAAAAAAGAUGUCCUCAGCUUGCUCAAUUUAUCUCCACGGCACAAGAAAGAAGACAGUGCAGAUAAGCUGGAACUGAAGGACCUGUCUAUUGAGCAGCACCUUGCUUCUCCACAGAAGAACCCUCCAAACGGGCACAGGCGCCCUGACACCGCCAAUGCAGUGACAUCGACUCAUUCGCCACCUCCCGGUAGCGCUCCGGGGACCACACGAGCCUUGAGGCUGCCGUCUGGGAACGGUUAUAAAUUUUUAUCACCAGGAAGAUUUUUCCCUUCCUCCAAAUGCUGAAAUGGUUUGAGUCCCAGCUGAUGAGUUACAGCCUUGUGAAAGUAUUUGCUUCUGCCCACCUGCCUUUACCAAUACAGAACCAUUCCCUUAAGAAGCCGUGGCCAUACCCACAGCUGGCAAUGCACAGGAAGGUGACAGACUGGCCCUGCCUGUCACUGCAGAGAAACAUGGGCCUUACACAGAUGGGUUUGGGUUUCUCUUACAAGGACCUUGGCCAGACUUACUUGAUAACAGGUUCUACGUAGUGUUCAGUAUUUGCAGCAACAGGUCCAAGGAAUCAGGUUGUCUGUUGAUAAAACAUUAGCUUUUAAGCCACCUGCUUGUAUUUCUUAACCUAACCAGAGGUUUUACAACUGGCUUUUUAUACAGAGAUGAUACAUAUCAGGGAUUGGAGAGGGAAGGGAGAGGAGGCAGAGCUUCCAUGUAUAGCACCAAGUAUGCACAGGCUCUGCCUAGAGAAGUAGAGCCAUUUGAUUGCUUUCAAAGGCUGGCAGAGAGGCCAACACACCUCUAGAUACCUCUGCUGAGUUAGCUGAACACAAGAAAUGGCUGGCGAUGGCGCUCCACAGCGGCAUGAUACUGGCAGUUCUCCUGCAUCGUUUAGAGGAUGGUGAAACAAGGACAAGAGGACAGGUGCCCCAUUCUAAAACCUGUGUCUUGGGUAGCUCUUUUCUGGAGAGAAACCUUUUGGGUGAUACUUUGCUGGCUGGUCUGCUCAAAGGAAGUGUCUGGGCCACAACAAGCAAGGUGAGCCUCAGUGAGGUAGUGAGCGUGUGACAGAGGGACAAGUUCUGGGUUCGCUGAAUGCUCUGAUCUUUCUGGCACACAGCAUUAGGAAGGUGAAGUUUGCAUUUUGGCAAGUGUUUGGGUAGUGUCUUCUGUUUGGUAAGUGUACGGGAAAGGGUUACAGGCACUGAAGCUCAGAACCUUAUCUUAAAGGUCCUCACUUGUCAGGAAUGUGAGAUCAGUGAGUGUGAUUUGGAAAUCACCUGACCAAACAAAUCCUUCCCUGAUCCUGUGAAAUCAUUCCCCAUAGCUCAGCACGGUCAGGACUACAAGCCUGUCCCCUGCUGUGGAAGCAGGUUCCUCCUGGAGCGAGCCUGCCAGCUGGAGCAGAGGCCAGAGCUCAUGCAUGGGGUGGCUGUGUGCAGAGCCUGUGUCCCUCUAGCCCUGGAGGAGAGAGAAGCAGGAGCACCCGAGGGUGAUGUGUCAGUUGGCAUUCUGAGGCUGGCUGGUGUUUAGGUGUUAGGGAUCACGUUGGGCAUCGCUCCUGAGCGGCUGGCGAACGCGGUGAUGCCAUCAGGAGCAAAUGGUCAUUGACAUGCACUGAACACUGCGGGCGCUGGCAGCACCAGCUUGGCCACGCUGCACAGGCAGCUCUGAGCCAAGGAUUCCCCAGGCCGAGUGCUGUGAAGUCGGAGCACUGGAUCACAGAGGCUUUUGGUUCCUAUUCUGCACUCCCCAAACGCGCUGAGUGACUGAAGGCGACUCACUUCACCUCCCCGUGCCUCGUCUUCCCUUUCUAUCGAAAUGGGGAUAGUAAUACUUACCUACCUACCUCACAGAGGUGUUGUGAGGCUUAAUUAAUUAGGCCCUGAGAUUUAGCAGGAUCUUAAGUCAGCUUCCAGUCUUGCAACUGACUACCUGGAUGGUGAGCGCAGUCAGCCCUGUGAAGGUCUUAGGGGCAUUGCUGCACUUACCAUGUCCGGGUGCUCUUCUUGAAAGUACAGAUCUGAUUGUUUGUGAUUUUCUUAGGGAUCUUGGAGGAGAAGCAUUGAUAGCAGGACAGGGGAUUCCAUUCUGAUACCAGAGUAUAAAAUUGUUUAGGCUCAGCUUACUCAUGGUGUGUGUAUCAAACACUUGCUUUGAGUAUAUUCUAGAAUCCACUGGGUAGGAGAGAAUGUUUUGAGGUUUGCCGUUGCAAGAAAUCAACACAAGCACUAAAGGCAAAGAACAUCAGGCUGUGUUGCUACUGUCAGCUGACAAGGGAUGGGUGAUCACAGGAGUUUCGGUGCAGGAAGACAAAAGGAGCAGUUCCUCUACUCGAGUUAGGCAAUGUAGCAGAACAGUUUGAGUCAAUCUGUUCGAGUCGUUAUUUGUCUGUACGUUCCAUCUUUCUGUGAUGGUUUGGUGCUAGAUAUCAUGUUCUCGUCUCUUGGCAGGAGAGAUUACAGCAGGGGGCCAAAAUGAGUCAGCGCAGGGUCUGCCCACCGUGGAGACCGUGGCACUGCUGAGCAUGCAACUUUCUCAGGUCACAGGACCGCUGAGAGACUUCAUGUGACUGUUUCUGACCAGCAUAACUGUUUCAAAACGACAUCCCCGGAACAUCCAGGAUGGAAGUGGGCAGCUUUUUGUUUAUAGCAACAGCAAAUACUCCCUGUAGUGCUGCAUAACAUGCAAGACAUAAGCCUCUUUACUUGUAGUUUUUACUACCAUGACUAAAGGAUCUUUUAAUCUGUAGAAGUUCUAUCUUGCCAUUUUGGUACAACCCAUUUUCAUGCUGCCAGUAGGUUUUGUACUGGCUUGAAGUUUUGAGAAAGACCUAAAUUGGGAGCUUUGGAGGGGGGGUGGGUGGGACGGGGUGGUUGUUCUGUUGUUUUUUGAGGAGAGGGGAAGCAUUAGAAACAGGGAAGGGUUCAGAUGUAGAGGAAGUUCAGUCUUUGGGAAAUUGGUGUUGUAUAAAUAUGGAAGGUGAGUGUCACUAGAACAAGUCCUUUGGGAAUGUGUUUCCGUUGACUUGCCACAGGGCACUUCUGUUGGCUUGAUGAGAGCCAUGAAGAUGCAUGCUUGCUCAUGGCCGGGAGACACUUCACACACCUUGUGCCUCACUCCUCCACCCCCUGAAUGAGAAACAAGUCCUUUGUGAGGGAAAAAAAAAACAACAAAAAAAAGCAGAGAGUUUUUAUCAGGUUUGCCCAUUAUGUGGAGAAAUUCAGGAAACGAAAAUGAGAUGUUCUCUGUGUGGUAUUAGAAUCCCUUCUGUGGCGUUGAAAUGCAUUUGUCGUUGUUGUAUUUGUGCAUGGUACAAGUGAUGACAACACUGCUUAAUACAGUGAGCAAUAAGAAUUAGGUAUUUUCCACUUUCACGUCAAACCUGCCACGUGCAACCAUUCCCUGAGGCCAUAGGAUGCAUUGCAGUUUGGUUUUGCCCAGUUAUGUUUCACUGUGUGAGAUUACAGAUUACUUUAUUGACUGUCUUUAGCUCCAGCUAAAUGGGAACAGUAAACCAGCUCUGAUCGACAUCCACUUGAAUUGGGUUUUGUUGGUUAGCCCUGUACCCUGGCCUGAUUUGCCUUCCUUUUAAUCAUACCUUACUUAAACAAAGAAAAAGCAUUGAAGGGGUGCUACACCCACCACUAUCAUUCUGAACCAUAUUUCCUUUCAUUAGGUCAAACUCAUUCUCUGAACACCUCUUUCAAGUUGCAGAAUAGAUCCAGGUGCACAGAAGGACCUGUGGAUCUGUUAGGAAACACUGGUAGUUUCAGGCUAGGUGGUAAUCAUGGGUUUGAGCAGUUCCAGGUUCAUUGCCAUGCUGUCCAGAAAGGCUGCAGAUGUGUGUGGGAAAAAGUUGGCCCCUGGCUUGGAGAACUCCUUCAAAAGAGCGUUGAAGAUGGUAACUCAGAGAGGACUGUCAGCAAAGACUCUUGCAAGCAGCAGCCCUUUAGCACUUGCUCUCUCCCUGUAUGCAGUGUUAGCCAUGUUUGGCCUAUAUGGACUUUCUUUGUAAAUUAAAACUCUGUUUCCAGACAGCAUUAAACUUUUUAUAUUAUGAAAUUUACCAUGUAAAAAGAUUUUCAUAUUUUUAUUGAAAUUGCUAAGGCAUUUGGCCUUCUUUCUUUGUGAUUUCAGUGUCUAUUAAAGCAUGAGUUCUCUCAGUA